This is a messenger RNA of Metarhizium brunneum ARSEF 3297, 1257 nucleotides long. The record is from RefSeq and is a predicted model, not a curated record. Lineage: Eukaryota; Fungi; Ascomycota; Sordariomycetes; Hypocreales; Clavicipitaceae.
AUGGCCCUACCUGAUCCAAUCCUGCUCUUCGUCCUCAAAAGCCUGACUCACGAAGAGGUUGACGUCAAGCUCCCUCAGAGGCAGGAGCCAGCCGGACGGCAAGAUCAAUACUCUUCUUACUCUGCCCACGUCGAUCUUCCCCCGCGUGGAGAGCACCGCGAGCACCGCGAGCACCGCUUCAGCGAAGAAGAGGUCCGUUUCAGCGAAGAGCGUCACCGCCGUCCCGGUUUCCAGCAGGAGCAAUUCGUGAAGGAAGACUUCCGACCAGGACGUACUGAGUACACCGACACUCGUAUUGAGAUCGACACUCACCAACAGCCUUACUCUUCCCCCAUUGACGUUGCUGAGCGUGAAUAUCGUGAACGCUUCCGCCCCGUCUAUCACACCACCGUAGACGCUCCUACUCGCCCUCAGUACCACCAGACCGAGGACGUCCGUGUCAAUCAGUACACCGUUGAAGAACGACCUGUUCAGACUUCUGUUCACCAGCAAGUCAAGUUCUCUGACGAGACCGUUGAGCCUGCUCGCUUCAGCCAAGCACAACAAAAGUCCAACAUGGGUUACUACGACGAGGACGGUAUGUUGGCUGUCUGCCACCCUGUCCACAAUUGUGGCAUCUCCAAAGUACAAGUCGCUAAUGAAGCUUCAGGUCACUACCACUCCUUCCGCCAGGGCAUCCACAAGCUUGCCGACAAGAUUGCGCACCCUCACCACCACCACCAUGACCACGUCGACGUCGACGUGGACAUCAAGGAGGACAUUCGGGUGACCGGGACCCGCCCUCGCCCGGUCCAGUCUGGUGGCUCCUAUGUGCCCAACACCGUCACCAUUCCCUGCCACCACAUCCGCCUCGGCGACUUCUUGAUGCUCCAGGGCCGCCCUUGCCAGGUCAUCCGCAUUUCGACCUCAAAUGCCACUGGCCAGUACCGAUACCUCGGUGUCGACCUGUUCACCAAGCAGUUGCACGAGGAGUCCUCCUUCGUCUCCAACCCCGCUCCAAGCGUCAUUGUUCAGACCAUGCUCGGUCCCGUCUUCAAGCAGUACCGUGUCCUGGACAUGCAGGGUGGCCACAUUGUUGCCAUGACUGAGACUGGCGAUGUCAAGCAGAGCCUGCCUGUCAUUGAUCAGUCCAACCUGUGGGCUCGCCUGUCGACUGCUUUCGAGUCGGGCCGUGGCAGUGUCCGUGUCCUUGUCCUCAACGACAGCGGCCGUGAGCUCGCCGUCGACAUGAAGGUCAUUCACGGCUCUCGCCUGUAA